UAUAUUUAUAUACAUUUUGUUUCAGAGAAGAAUGACCGAAGAUUAUCGAACAAGGAAGGAGUUUAAUCCCGUGGAGGAAGGACUACGUGCCGAAUUCAGGUUGACUAACUACACCCAACUGAAAGGAUGAGGAUGUAAAGUCCCUCAGGAAGUUUUAAAAAAACUUCUUGUGGGAUUACAGGUCCCUGCUGUACAACUACAGGAUGGACAGGCUAGAGUCGGGAUUGGAAUGGAUGCUUCGGUGACCCCUAUCCCAGACCAGGCCGGACUGUCCUUGGUUCAAACCACAGACUUCUUCUAUCCUCUAGUAGAUGAUCCUUAUCUUCAGGGUAGAAUUGCUUGUGCUAAUGUACUCAGUGAUCUCUACGCCAUGGGUGUAGUCAGCUGCCACAACAUGCUGAUGCUCCUCGCCGUCAGCAAGGAGUUCACCGAGAAGGAGCGCGACGUUGUCAUCCCUCUGAUGAUGCGCGGGUUCCAGGAUACGGCGCUUGAGGCCGGCUGCCUGGUGACCGGCGGCCAGACUGUCGUCAACCCUUGGUGUACAGUAGGAGGGGUGGCGAGCACAGUCUGUACCAAGGAUAGGAUUAUACUACCAGAGAACUCUAGUCCUGGAGAAGUUCUAGUUCUAACUAAACCUCUUGGAACUCAGAUUGCAGUUAAUGCUCAUCAAUGGAUCGAUGAUCCCGAACGUUGGAACAAGAUAUCUGGUGUUACCAGUGUUGCUGAGGUGAAGGCUGGAUACAGAGCUGCAACCCUCUCCAUGGCUCGGCUCAACAGGAUCGGAGCCCAGCUCAUGCAUAAGUACGGAGCUACAGCUGCUACUGAUGUCACAGGGUUCGGGAUACUUGGCCACGCUACAAACCUUGCUCAAAACCAGAUAAAAAAUGUUCAUUACAAAAUCCACACCCUGCCUAUCCUGACAAACAUGAGCAAGAUUGCCAAGGCCUGUGGUAAUAUGUUCCAGCUGGUUCAAGGAUACAGUGCUGAGACCAGUGGAGGCCUUCUACUCUCUAUACCUAAGGAUAAAGCGGCGGAGUUCUGCCGUGAAGUUGAGGAGCUUGAAGGAUCUCCUGCUUGGAUUAUUGGAACCGUAGAGGAGGGGGUACACGGAGCUAGCAUAGUUCAAGAUCCAACUGUUCUGGAUGUGUAGAUGAGGAGGUACAUGAAGCAAGCAUAGUUCAAGAUCCAACUAUUCUAGAUGUGUAGAGGAGGGGGUACACGCCACACGGAGCUAGCAUAGUUCAAGAUCCAACUAUCAUUGAGGUGUAAACAUCUGGAUCAGUUCCGUUGUACAGUUAUGCAUAGGACAGAGAUUAACCUAGUGAGUACAGUACAGUACAGUACAGGACAGUACACUGUGCAGUAGUUUACACAGUGUUUUUUUGCACGCACAUUUCACUAAACCUUUUCUAAUUACAAUACCUCGUUUGCGACCAAAAACAAUCCAAAAACUGUGAUUUUGUCCUGUAAGUACUGAGAGGACUCAGAGAAGAAGAUUCGUCCUUCAAUGACCUGAGAAACCUAAUCCCAGUCCACGGUGGUUUCUUAGUGAUGAAUCUUGGAUUCGAAUCUUUUUCUUCCUUCAGACAAACCUAAAUACAAUAAACUGUUCAUUUCUACAAUUUUUUUAAUUCAAUGUAUUUGAUUUGUUGUUGCA
Molecule: messenger RNA, 1657 nt
Organism: Eurytemora carolleeae
Lineage: Eukaryota; Metazoa; Arthropoda; Copepoda; Calanoida; Temoridae
Product: selenide, water dikinase
Exons: 7
Coding region: 230-1150 (306 amino acids)
Biological process (GO): L-selenocysteine biosynthetic process
Cellular component (GO): cytoplasm
Molecular function (GO): selenide, water dikinase activity; ATP binding
Source: RefSeq, a predicted model, not a curated record